This is a messenger RNA of Lampris incognitus (smalleye Pacific opah), 3204 nucleotides long. RefSeq names its product Transmembrane protein 179-like. Bases 312 to 1046 code for a protein of 244 amino acids. The transcript has 4 exons. The record is from RefSeq and is a predicted model, not a curated record. NCBI's taxonomy places the organism in Eukaryota, Metazoa, Chordata, Actinopteri, Lampriformes, Lampridae.
UAUGCUCAAGCCACCUCCCGAGUGUGUCUGUUUGUGGGCGCCGCCGCCGAGGUAGGCCGCUUGAUCAGAACGGACGCGCGCGCGUCGCGUCUGCGUCACGAGCCGCUCUUGUGCAGCAGCCUAUCCGGGUUGUGUAACAGUCGGGGAGGCACGCGUCGGGGGUUGCGCAGAUCACCGCAUCGUAAACACCCCGCACCCCGCUACAUUGUAAGUAACGACCGAUAACGCAACGGAAACUCUCGAACUCGCGCAUUUUUUAGUCCACGAUAUAUAUAUGUUUUUUUUUUUUUACCCGCUGUUUACCUUCAAAUAUGGAGCUUGACCGACGACUGCUGCUGGCCCACUGCGCAGCCCACGCCCUCUCCGUGCUGGCGGGGCUGCUGCUGGUGGUUCCGCUGGCGCUCAACGGCUCCGCGUUCAAGGGGCGCUGCGCGCUUUUCGCUACCGGCUACUGGAGGACGGAGGAGCGGGGCCAGCUCGCGGCGCAGCCGGCAGACGUCCCCCACCUGGUGGUCCGGCAGUGGGGGCCGCCGGCCGCCUGCCAGUUCGCCACGUUUGUGGGGAUCUUCACGGCGCUGUACGGGGCCGCGCAGGGCUGGAGGUGCCUCUUCUACCUCCACGGGCGCCACGACGACACCCUGUUCUCCUCCUUCCUGACCGUGCUGCUGAGUCUGUGUGUGUUGUUUCUGUCUGGCGGGGCCAGCAUCACCUUGUCCUUGGGCCUGGCCUCCUGGUGCAACACCGUCACAGAUGACAACACGCGUCCAUACAGCUGCUCAGAGUCUCAGUCUGUCCCUCUUUACCUGGACGUCGACACCUCCUCGUUUUACACACAGCUUACUCUAGCACAGGCGUCUCUCUGGGGUGUGACGGCUCUGUGGCUGGCCCAGGCCAUCCUGUCCUUCCUGCGUCUCUACCACUCCCACAGCCAGGACCUCAGCAGGCCCUGCCUUCCCCGGGAGAAGGAGCUGCUCCUGAGGCACACUCCUUCUGAUGACUCCCCGUCCCCUCCACACCCACCGGCGACCCCCACCAUCUCUGUCUGACCGCUGUCACCUCCUCGUAGCAGAGCCGCAGAAGACACAUGCUACAUUUAACAUGGCUUGCUUGUCUGACUGUUUGAAAGGAGUACCGUGGAUUAUUUGUGAUGGAUUGAUCUUGACUGAAACAUUCGAACCAAUUGGAUUGUCCUGAAAAGGGCAAAUUCUCCCUAUCCUGCGCUCCAACAACAAAACAUUGAUGUAGAUGAAGGCUUAAGGGAUGUUGAGAGUAACAGAGCCAGGUUGAAAAGUUAAAUGAAGGGGUAUUAGGUCCCUGUCAGCCUUCCUUCAGUUUCUGGUACUUUGGAGUACAGCCCAAAUUUAGCUAAUUCAGGGGGCAGCCAGGAACCGCCACAGCCAGGUUCACGUCUCGGCUGCGGCGGUUCCCGGCGGCCCCCCUGAAUUCGCUACAUUGGUGUCAGAAGUGGGAUGGUGAGACCGUGAGACCAUCAGAAGUGCAUGUGCCCAGAGGCAUGAGGGAGCUGGUAUGCUGAAGCGCGGGGACGCGCUUCCCGAAGGAGGGGGGUAGUGUAACAAUUAGGGAUGUGUAGACUCGCUAGCCCAUUGGCUAAAGAGUCGGGCCCUUUAGUCGACCGGUUAACGUAGUUGCCCGUGGUGCAGGAGACCCGGGUUCGCGUCCCACGGUCGACUAUGUUAACUGGUCGACUAAAGGGUCCGACCUGUGAGCCAACUGGCCAGCAAUUCUACACACCCAUGUUCAUUACAGUAACAUGACAUGUUAUUUAUAAUCUCCUGGUUUUAUUGAUUCAUCAUCAUUAGUGUUAUUGUAAAUGAAGGUCGCAAUAGGGCCAAAUAUAUUGCCCCUGAAUAAGGACAGUGCAGCAACCCUCGUUUGCCCUGCCUUACCCCAAACACCCAGCCCUAACGUUGAUGGCAACAACCCGCUGAAAUGACAGAGAGUAACCAGAAUAGUUGGACAUAACCAAAACGGUUACUGUUCACUGAUCUAUUAGCCACAGCAUCAUACAAAAGCAAAAUGCUAACCCUUGAUUCGGCCGUGACGGUGGGUUUGUGAUUUUUGCUGCGUUAAAUUUACAUAAUCGCCUUCCAGUGGUAGCAGCAUGUUGCUGUACAGAGGACAACUUCCAUAUUGUUCAGCAUCCAGUCUAUUUAACACGGAUGGUUGUAAAUUGGGGCGGCACGGUGGCGCGGUGGUUAGCGCGGUCGCCUCACAGCAAGAAGGUCCUGGGUUUGAGCCCCCGGGGUAGUCCAACCUUGAGGGUCGCCCCGGGUCGUCGUCUGUGUGGAGUUUGCAUGUUCUCCCCGUGUCUGCGUGGGUUUCCUCCCACAGUCCAAAGACAUGUAGGUCAGGUGACUCGGCCAAACUAAAUUGCCCCUUGGUACGAAUGUGUGUGUGUGUGUGUGUGUGUGGGCCCUGUGUGAUGGCCUGGCGGCCUGACCAGGGUGUCUCCCCGCCUGCCGCCCAAUGACUGCUGGGAUAGGCUCCAGCAUCCCUGAGAGCAGGAUAAGCGGUUCGGAUGAUGGGUGGAUGGAGGGUUGUAAGAUGUUUUCUGAUGGGUCAGUGUGGUUUAUGGGAAUGAACACGCUGUUGUUUACAUGUCUGAUGAGCUCGUGCAGAAGCUGUAUCAUGCAGUAAGAGCGCAGCCGGGGCCACUGUAGCUCUGCAACGGGCCACAGGCUCACUGUGUGAGCAGGACUUGAACGUUUUACCGUGCAUGUGGAGGCCACUGUCUCCUCUCUGCUGUGAAGGGUUUUCAGAAUGGCGCCGUGUGUGUGGAUGCAGCUGCUCUCGAGACAUCCCAUGAAGCAGUCCAAUCUUACAAGUCUGUCCCGCGUGUGCAGGCUUUAGCCGGGGCUGCGUGGGUAACUGUAAAUAAGUGAUAAGAACACGUUUGGCUUUGCUGAGCGAGAAGAAGAUGGGCCAGAGUUGUCGUUUCUUACUUCCCCGAUGCAAACCCUUGACCCGAGCAGCUGUGAUGACACACAGACGGCUGAGCAAGAAAAACCAGAUGUAACAGGGAGACGGUGUUGUCAUUUUAUUGAGGAUUUUUAUCUUUGCUUUAUUUUUAUGUAUUGUGUCGUAACUGACAGUGCUUUUUGCUUUUUUACCAUUUAAGCCCGUUUUGUGUUAAUUUAUAUUCCAGAUGUUUGCAUUUGUCCAAUAAAAACUUUUGCCGUUUCG